UGAUUUUGCAUUACCGGGUAGGGGGCACACAUGCACCAACAAUACAGACCUCUCUUCUGUCAGCUCCUGCACACUGCUUUGUAUGGCUCUGCAUAGCAGAGUCAUACAAAGCAGUGUGUUUACAGUGAAGCACACACACAGUACAUAAUGUGAAACAGCACACAGUUAACCCUUUGAUCGCCCCACAUGUUAACUCCUUCUUGCCUAGUGCCAUUAGUACAGUGUCAGUGCUUUUUAUUAGCACUGAUCACUGUAUUGGUGUCACUAGGGAUGUCAGUGACAUCAAGUCAGUUCCGCCCAGUGUCAGAAUGCCCGCCACAGCCUCGCUAU
Messenger RNA from Staurois parvus, 330 nucleotides. NCBI's taxonomy places the organism in Eukaryota, Metazoa, Chordata, Amphibia, Anura, Ranidae. The record is from the annotation of a GenBank genome assembly.